UUUGUCAUAAUUUAUUUACUAUUUCUACUUAAUUGUUGCUAUUAUAUUUCCAAAUUAAUAGGACGAAAACAAUAAAUAAUCAUGAACUGCUUCGAGAACGUGACUGUGCCGAAUUGCGUGUGGUUUGAAGGAGGAGAAAGGCGCAAUAUAUUUGCGUCGAUGGUUGCAGGUUUUCUGUUCUUUACAGGAUGGUGGUUUAUAAUUGACUCAGCAUCUAAGUACCCCAGUGACCUACCAAAUGCAGCACAUGUCUGCGGAGUGAUGGCCACCAUAUCUUUGGUUAUGAUUAACUCGGUUUCAAAUGCACAGGUGCGAGGAGAGACGUACACCGGGGGCUGUAUGGGGCCGCGCGGCGCGAGGCUCUGGCUAUUCAUGGGCUUCGUUGUGGGCUUCGCGUCGCUCAUCGCCGCCUGCUGGAUACUGUUUGCCAAUUAUGUUAACACUGGUAAACCAGGCUCAGAUGCGACCAAAAACACCUGGGCCGGGGUGAGCCUGUUCCUCCAGAACGCGUUCAUCUUCGCCGGCUCACUGGUCUUCAAGUUCGGCCGCGCAGAGGACCUGUGGGGCUAAACCUAGCAAGUAACC
Cydia amplana is the source of this 585-nucleotide messenger RNA. RefSeq names its product transmembrane protein 50A-like. Bases 82 to 570 code for a protein of 162 amino acids. Gene Ontology annotation, biological process: late endosome to vacuole transport via multivesicular body sorting pathway; protein targeting to vacuole. The record is from RefSeq and is a predicted model, not a curated record. Lineage: Eukaryota; Metazoa; Arthropoda; Insecta; Lepidoptera; Tortricidae. The transcript has 4 exons.